AUGAGAAAGGGAAGAGCUGUGUACAGAAACCCAUUUCCUCAUUACAUGGUAUACGAUUACUGCCAGAUUUUUUGUUGUUUUGGGUUCACUGGAAAAAAUUCAGGAACUCAGCGAACGUCGACGUCCAUUGAAUGUAAUUACGGGUUUAACGAAGAGCGAGCCGAGUCUCGGCUUUGGCGUUUCUGCAAGCAGUCAAAUGCGUUGCCCGUCGACAGGCUGGUAAUGGCGAAGCAUCUAUGCGAAGCGGUUCGCCUCGUGCCCUCAGAAGUUGCCGAUGAAGUGCAGCGCAGAAUGGAUAUUCAGACGCUUCGCGAAAAUGUGUGCAGUGGCUUCAAUGUACCAAUCUCCUCUACUGUUGGCCGACAGAUCUACUUUCCGUGCUACGCCAGCGCACGUGAUAUUCAUCAUUUCUCUUAUUGCCUACCUAACGACAUGUUUUACAACGUUGAUCUCAAGAACACCUACUUCGAACGACUGCCAGGCGUCAAGCGCAAGCCGCGCAACACUGGCACAGACCUUAGUGUGCACAGAUACUUUUUCACUAGGGCAGAGUUGAGGUACAACAUUAUGCUUCGAAAGUGCCGUGGGCUAAGCUUUAGAACACGCAAACUGCUGUUGCAGUGUCGACCGUUUGAUAUACCAGUUGAAUAUGCGUAA
This is a messenger RNA of Soboliphyme baturini, 657 nucleotides long. The record is from the annotation of a GenBank genome assembly. Lineage: Eukaryota; Metazoa; Nematoda; Enoplea; Dioctophymatida; Soboliphymatidae.